GAAAACAACAUGUCUUCUCGAUCUGCAUUACCGUCUGGAAACGACAGGAGUACUGGAGACCAUCAUGUAUCACUGGGGGCCAGCCGCUCAGACAAGGCCACCAGCCAGUCCAGCCGCUCGCUGGGCGCCCGGUGCAGGAACUCCAUCGCCUCCUGCUCUGACGAGCAGCCGCACAUCGGCAACUACCGUCUGCUCAAGACCAUCGGCAAGGGAAACUUUGCCAAGGUCAAGCUGGCCCGCCACAUCCUGACGGGCAGGGAGGUUGCAAUAAAAAUCAUUGACAAAACUCAGUUGAACCCAACCAGCCUACAAAAGCUCUUUCGGGAGGUACGAAUAAUGAAAGGCUUAAAUCACCCUAACAUAGUGCAGCUGUUUGAGGUGAUUGAGACGGAAAAGACCCUUUACCUAAUCAUGGAGUACGCCAGUGGAGGUGAAGUGUUUGACUACCUCGUGUCUCAUGGGAGAAUGAAGGAGGUUGAAGCCAGAGCCAAAUUUCGACAGAUUGUUUCCGCUGUCCACUACUGCCACACGAAGAACAUUGUCCACAGAGAUUUGAAGGCGGAGAACCUUCUGCUGGAUGCCGACGCCAACAUCAAGAUCGCCGACUUCGGCUUCAGCAACGAGUUCACGCUGGGCAACAAGCUGGACACGUUCUGUGGCUCGCCGCCCUACGCUGCCCCAGAGCUUUUCCAGGGCAAGAAGUAUGAUGGGCCUGAGGUAGAUGUCUGGAGUCUGGGAGUAAUACUCUACACCCUGGUCAGCGGCUCACUGCCCUUUGAUGGACAGAACCUGAAGGAGCUGAGGGAGCGUGUGCUGAGGGGAAAGUACCGCGUGCCGUUCUAUAUGUCCACAGACUGUGAGGGGAUCCUUCGCCGAUUCCUCGUGCUCAACCCCGCCAAACGCUGCACCCUAGAGCAAGUCAUGAAGGACAAGUGGAUAAAUACAGGGUACGAGGGGGAGGAGCUGAAGCCCCAUAUAGAACCUGUUGAGGACUACAGUGAUCCAGCUCGCAUAGAGGUGAUGGUCGGGAUGGGCUUCACUCCAGAGGAAAUCAAGGACUCUCUGCUCAAUCAGAAAUACAACGAGGUCACCGCCACCUACUUACUGCUGGGCCGCAAAGGCGACGAGGGCAGUGAGGCUCGCACAGCUAGUAGCCUGUCCCUGGCGAGGGUACGACCCAGCCCCAUCACCAACGGGACCAACAAGCACUCCUCAGCCACCGGCUCCUCUUCCUCUUCCACCUCCUCCUCACAUAGCAAGACCCAGCGUAGUGCUUCCACUUACCACAGGCAGCGACGACACAGUGACUUCUGUGGGCCUUCCAUGCCCGUCAUGCACCCCAAACGGAGCCCGACCAGCACGGGUGACCGGGAGCUGCGAGAGGGUCGAAUGCCUUCACGUAAGGCCAGUUGCAGCGUGAUGGGGAGCCACAGCCUCCCUCCCUCCAGCCCAAUGGUCAGCAGUGCCAACAACCCCAACAAGUCUGAGAUCCCGGACCGCCGCAAAGACAUGACUGCCACCACAAAUAACAUCCCUGGAAGCGCCAUGACACGCCGGAAUACAUACGUGUGCACAGACCGCUCAGGCACUGACAGACACUCUCUUCUGCAGAAUGGCAAAGACAACAGCUCCCUGAGCCACCGCAUGCCCGCAGCUUCUCCCUCUACACUCAGUAUUGCCGGGGCCGGAGCUGCCUCCUCCUCUUCCACUUCAGACCGAUGCCGCCUGACUCGAGGCUCCACAAUUCGCAGCACCUUUCACGGGGGACAGCUGAGGGACCGCGGGCCCUCGGUUUACUCUGCCCCACCCACAUCACCCACCCUGUCACACCAUGACGCCAGCCCCCUGCCCCACGCCCGCACCAGGGCAACCUCCAACCUCUUCACCAAGCUGACCUCGAAACUCACUCGCAGGGUCAACCUUGACCCGUCCAAGCGCCAGGGCUCAAACAAAUCAGUCUCGGGUUGUACUCUUCCACAAGGAUCAAAAACAGUUAGGUCACAAAUGAAUCUGAGGGAAUCAGGAGAUUUGCGGUCACAAGUUGCCAUUUACCUGGGUAUCAAAAAGCGUCCGAGCCCCGGGCCGUCGGACGUGGCUGGGAUCUGAGAGGCGGUGGGCGGCGGGACCCUGCGGAGGUGGUACUGGCUCUGCGGGAGGCGGCGCUCGGAUGUGGCUG
This is a messenger RNA of Toxotes jaculatrix (banded archerfish), 2176 nucleotides long. RefSeq names its product MAP/microtubule affinity-regulating kinase 4a (gene mark4a). The coding region runs from base 10 to 2106 and encodes 698 amino acids. The record is from RefSeq and is a predicted model, not a curated record. Lineage: Eukaryota; Metazoa; Chordata; Actinopteri; Toxotidae. Gene Ontology annotation, cellular component: cytoplasm. Gene Ontology annotation, biological process: microtubule cytoskeleton organization; protein phosphorylation; intracellular signal transduction. Gene Ontology annotation, molecular function: protein serine/threonine kinase activity; tau-protein kinase activity; ATP binding. The transcript has 18 exons.